Molecule: messenger RNA, 483 nt
Organism: Macadamia integrifolia
Lineage: Eukaryota; Viridiplantae; Streptophyta; Magnoliopsida; Proteales; Proteaceae
Exons: 2
Coding region: 1-483 (160 amino acids)
Source: RefSeq, a predicted model, not a curated record
AUGAAGAAUGACAGUGCAAAGGCACAGAAAUUUAAGAAAGGUCUGAGAUCUAGUAUUGAGGCUAUGCUAGUAGCACACCGGCUCCAAAACUAUGCUGAUGUGGUUCAGAUUGCAAAGUCCAUUGAGGACAAGCAAAGGGAAAGCUACCAAAUUCAGGCAGCAAGAAGGGCUAGGGCAGGUAACACAGGGCAGUUUGGAAGGUUUGGAAGGGGAGCUUCUUCCUCUGCCCCACAGCCAGGGCAUUAUGCAACAUUCUGUCCUCAGAGGAAACCAAGCGGGCAAAGUGUGGCUUCUUCUUCUGCAUCUACCAAGAAGUCACAGGCAUCUGGGAAAGUCUUCGCACUGACAGCCGAGGAAGCCGAGGCUGCACCUGGAGUAAUGACAGGUAUAGUGCUUGUCUCUAGUAUACUAGCACAUGUAUUGUUUGAUUCUGAUGCAUCACAUUCAUUUGUGUCUUCUAACUUUGCUCAAAGUUCGAUGUGA